Messenger RNA from Doryrhamphus excisus (bluestripe pipefish), 6181 nucleotides. RefSeq names its product cytoplasmic polyadenylation element binding protein 3 (gene cpeb3). Gene Ontology annotation, molecular function: ribosome binding; mRNA 3'-UTR binding; mRNA regulatory element binding translation repressor activity. Gene Ontology annotation, cellular component: cytoplasm; synapse; neuron projection. Lineage: Eukaryota; Metazoa; Chordata; Actinopteri; Syngnathiformes; Syngnathidae. The record is from RefSeq and is a predicted model, not a curated record. Gene Ontology annotation, biological process: negative regulation of cytoplasmic translation.
AGUCAAUCAGCUGUUGAGGCAACUGCUGACUACCUCGGAACAAGGGUUGCUCCUUAGUCCUUUCUAACAAAUAUUAUUUAUCUUCCGAGUCCCAUAAGGGUGAACGAUAAAGCUCCGCAAACCAUGCAGGAUGAUUUACUGAUGGACAAAAACACAGGCCAGGCUCACCAUCAGCAAGACCCGACGCAGAUAGACCCUCCUCCGUCCGCCUCCACGCCGACCCCGUCAUCAGAGCCGUCGUCCUCCUCAUCGGGGUCGGAGAGCCCGUCCGCCGGCAGCAGCCAAGCGGCGUCCGCGCUGAGCAGCCGCACCACGGACCAAGUGUCGAUGGAGUCGCCGAUCCUGCCGGGGUUGAACUUCCACCAGCAGCCUCAGGACACGGACGGUCCCCUUUCCUCCCCUCCUUCGUCUUUCGGAAGCACUUGGUCCACGGGAAGCGCCAACGCCGUGGAAGAUGUUUUUUUCCAAGGAAUACCUUCCGUGAACGGGACGAUGCUUUUCCAGAACUUCCCCCACCACGUCAACACCGUCUUCGGGGGGAAUUUCUCCUCGCAAGUCGGCCUCGCCCCCCCGUCUCAACAACCGGCGCAGCAGCCCCAGCAGAGGCGAUCCCCCCUCAGCCCCGGCCAAGGCCCCUUCCCCCAGAGAACCGCUUAUCAGGCCGUCGUGAACGCCGCCAAGGGGCCGUCUGCCUCCGCGUCGUCGCCGGCUUGGAAUAAUCACCAGAACGCGGCGUGGAGCACCGGCUCCAGCCCGUGGAGCGUGCUGCAGGCCGGCAGGGACCCGCGCAGAGCGGUGGGCGUCGGGGUAGGGGUUCCGUCUCCCGUGAACCCCAUUUCUCCCAUGAAGAAGCCCUACGGCGCCAAUGUUAUUGCCCCCCCCAAAUUUCCGAGACCUGGCCCCCUUUCCUCCAAGGCCUGGAACGAGGACGGUGCCUUCAGGACUGACAACAGCAACAUACUGCCUUUCCAGGACCGGAAUCGGCCCUUUGACGCUUUUAGCUUGCACUCUUUGGAGAAUUCCUUAAUGGAUAUGAUGAGGACUGACCAUGACAAAGGUAAAGCUCACCUUGCUGAUGGCCCACCAAUGACUAUGGCAGAUAUUAUAUGGAGGAAUCAUUUUGCAGGACGUAUGGGCAUCAACUUCCAUCAUCCUGGAGUAGACCACAUAAUGCCACUGAACACCCGGAGCUUUGGCCACAGAAGAGGUCGUUCCUACCUUUUUCCGUUUGAAGAUGGUUUCCUUGACGAUGGCCACGGCGACCCCUCCCUGACCCCAGGUUUGAACUCCCCGACCCGCUGCCAAAACGGAGACAGGAUGGAGCGAUACUCCAGGAAAGUCUUUGUUGGCGGUCUGCCCCCCGAUAUAGACGAAGAUGAGAUCACCAACAGUUUUCGUCGCUAUGGACACCUCGUGGUGGACUGGCCCCACAAAGCCGAGAGCAAAUCCUACUUCCCUCCGAAAGGUUAUGCCUUCCUGCUGUUCCAAGAAGAGACCUCGGUUCAAGCUUUGAUUGACGCCUGCAUCGAGGAGGACGGGAAGCUCUACCUGUGCGUGUCCAGUCCCACCAUCAAAGACAAGCCGGUCCAGAUCCGUCCGUGGAACCUGAGUGACAGCGAUUUCGUCAUGGAUGGCUCCCAGCCUUUGGACCCCCGUAAGACCAUCUUCGUAGGAGGGGUGCCACGGCCCCUGCGUGCAGUGGAGCUGGCUAUGAUCAUGGACCGCCUGUACGGGGGCGUGUGCUACGCCGGCAUCGACACCGACCCGGAGCUCAAGUACCCGAAGGGAGCCGGACGCGUGGCGUUCUCCAAUCAGCAGAGCUACAUCGCCGCCAUCAGCGCUCGCUUCGUUCAGCUGCAGCACAACGACAUCGACAAAAGGGUGGAGGUGAAGCCGUACGUCCUUGAUGACCAGAUGUGCGACGAGUGCCAGGGGGCGCGUUGCGGGGGCAAGUUCGCCCCCUUCUUCUGUGCCAACGUGACGUGUCUGCAGUACUACUGCGAGUACUGCUGGGCCAGCAUUCACUCGCGAGCGGGGCGAGAGUUCCACAAGCCACUGGUGAAGGAGGGGGGCGACCGCCCUCGACACGUGUCCUUCCGCUGGAGCUGAGUGGCGGUGGGCGGGGGCGGGGGGCCGCGGUCGACCACCCAUCCCCGGCCGCACACAUAAAGAAAAUAUCAUCCGUAACCACGAUAUCACACCUCCUGCCCCCCCACCCCACCCCCACCCGGGAAGUCAUAUUAGAUUUUGCACUUUGACACACACACACACACACACACACACACACACACACGCACACACACAGGAAGUAACUUCACUCGACUACUUUCAGCUCACUCUUCUGACGACUGGGCGGCGAGGUCCUGCUGAACCCCCCCCACCCCUUCAUAAUAACAUAGAGGUGGGACCAUAGGAAUAUUUAAAAAAAAAAAAGGUGUCUAUUUUUAUUUUAUAUCUGAUACUCACAAAUAUAUGGAUUUUGAUUUUAUGUUAAAAAAGCAUGCACUUAUUUUGAAAAGAAAUAGAUAUACUUCCCCUAGAGACUAAACUAAAAUCACCAAAGGCAAUUUAAAAGAAAUUCCAUGUAGCAUCGUUAAAUCUGGGGAAUGAAAAUAACACGCUUUAAUAUAUAUUUUUGAAUAUUAAUACCUCAUACACACAAACAAAUUAGUUGAUUUUCCUUCUUUUAAUAAUAACCUUAUUUUUUUAAAUGUAAUGCUGCGAUAGCUUUGCUGCUAAUUUAAUGGUAUGAUCCGAUACUACAAGUACUUUAUGGAGACAAAGAUGGCUGCCUGUCAUCCACUUUUAUUUCUCCCCGUGUUUGCACAACACGCUACAGAAUCACAGAGAGGCAGUGAACGCAUCACUGCUUCCGGUGACAACUUUUCUAAGUACCACAAAUCCAUAUGUAGUAUAACCAUGACAAAUCUAAGUACUUACUUGCAGUGAUUGUUGAUAGAAUUGUGCAAUUUUUGUAUCCAGACUACGCCUCCAAUGAGGCAGUAACGUCCGACGUAGACGUAGUCCCGUGAAGUACCAUCACAAUACAGUAUACUGCAUACUUGUACUCACCAAACGCAUGGCCCUCCGACGCACACAAAACAAUCUGAAGAGAAGACAACAACAAAAGAAAGAAAAACAUUAAAACUAGUGAAACGCUUUUAACGGCAGAUUUAAGCGCUCAUAAUGGUUCUAAGAUGCAGCCUGUUUGAAUACUUCCACCCACAAGGGGGCGCCACUGCUGCUGCAGUGAUGAUUCUGGUAUGGAUCAAUAGCUCCUUCAAUCAUUGGAGGAUUUCACAUGUUGAUCACGACGCAGGGAAAUAUUUUUGAACUUUUUUUUUUUUUUUUACAAUAUUUAACGCAGCAGUACAGUAAUCCCUCGCUAUUUUGCACUUAAAAUUUUGCGGCUUCACACAUCAACGUUCUUCAAAAAAAUAUAUGACGAAAAUCAUACUAUUUCAUGGUAUGAGUAUGACCUAUUUGUACUCCAAAAAAAGGCAUAUUUAAUAAAAUGUGACUUAUUUUUAGCCUAAAUUAAUAAUAAGUAUUGUACACUGGUCACUAGGUGGCAGCAAUGUUACUUUAAUGACACAAUAGCCAUGGAAGGAACAACAACGAGGAACUCUUCCCAGCGCUAACGUGUGUAAGUCUAUUAGUAAGUCUUAUUUUCUGUUGAGUAAUACGACUAUAAACGUGACUAUAGGGGUGUUAUUUAUGUCUCGAGGGCUCUAAUAAUGUUAAGUAUUUAGAAGGUCCUAAACAGCUUUUCUAAGCGCUAACGAAAUGAAGAAGGACUCCUACUUCACAAGAAUUCACUUAUCACGGUUGGGUCUGAUGUAGAUGAACUGCGAUAAACGAGGGAUUACUGUAUAAGACAAUGUUUCCUUUUCAUUGUAAAGAAUUGUGUGCAAAAUAACAAAACAAAGCCCCCGCUGUGUCCAACAACAUAUUUAAACUCAAUAUAGCAAAAUAUAAAUAAAAAUAAAUAACAUAAAAUACGUUUUUGAAGGUAAUAGACGAGACCUGAUAAUAUUGAUACGGACACUACCCUCGAUCUCGACACUAUUUGGAUGGAUCUUAAUCGAAGCUAACGGGUGUAGGCUAAUGGCACAUUGUUCUCUCGGUUUACCUUCUGUAUCCACUUUUAUUUUGUCCUGCAAAGCUUGAAGUAACAGACCUGCUAACAAUCUGUGUUUUUUUAUAUCAUGAAAAAGUGACGGCGUGCAGCGAUGACACUGGUUUUAGCAGUUUUGUGGACAAUCCAAGUUCAUUUAUGAGCAGCCCGUCUCCUCUUUUAGUCGCAAACUGUUUUUGUUCUGGGAAAAAAAAAAGCAGGAUAUAUAUUUUUUACUGAUAGAAGCUAACCAUAAGUAUCCCUAUGAAAGUGAAUUCUGGGUGUUUUUUGGUGACAUUUCUUUUCUUCACCCAGGCAGGUUUUUAUGCGAGUCCACGCUCUGUAGGAUUGUUUGUUGUGCACUACUCUAUCUAUUCUCGUUGACAGUCAGCAGACAGAAAAAAACGAAAAAAAAAAAAAAGACGAAGCUCGCUUUCUGACUGACACCAUCUUUUGCAAUACCUCAAUUUUGAAAUGCUGUUUUCUAACUAAGUUUAUCCAGAUGAAAAACAUAUAUUAAUUUAAUUCAAGAGAAAUUAUUUAACAAUGAUUUUUUUGUUACUUUAUUUGACUUUAUAUACAUUUAACCAUGACAGCUGAAGGAGUCUGAGCUUUUUGUGUAAGUUAGCGUGUGAUUACAGUGGAAUCUCGGUUAGCAUGUUUUUCUAAAUUUUGACCCAGUUUGCGUACAUUUUCCCGUUAUCACAGUGCGAGUCCAACACUGUUCUUAAUGUAUUUUUAUCCAAAAUCAUCUGUUAGCAUCCUUAGCUUGCUAACAAAAUGGCAACCGGACCGGGUAGAUGGCAUCAAAAACACAUUUUUAAACUUUUACAUGCAAAAAACAAUUCAAUGACUAAUAAAAGGGAAUUGCUUUUACUCUCUUGGAAGACGUGAUUGUUGCAGCGAGAUCACAACUUCCCUGUUUGUUUUUUUAAACAUUAUUGAAUUCCAGAAAUAACUCAUGGCAAAACAGGAAGGUGGUGUUGAAGAGGAAGGUGUUGAUCUCGCUGUCAUAGUGUCUUUGGGUGUCUUCAAUGAAGGUGAAACCCUUUUGUAUGUAAUUUGAAUUGUUUUCUGAAUGUAAAAUUACAAAAUUUGUGUUUUUUUACAUGCAACUUUAGGGAAUUUCUGGAAGGGAUUGAUGACGCUAACUGAGGUUCUGCUGUAUAGUUUAUUAGUAGACGUUGGAAAAUAUCAAUAUCACCCCACUUUUUGUAUAUUUUUUUCAUUUUUCUAAAAAUGUGUGCUCCUCUAUUUUUGUUUAGUGUUUUUAACCCUGACAUGCCGUCACAGGGAGUGGAUGUUGUAAGAAAAGAAUGUUAUUUGAUGAAACAUAAAGCAGACCCAGGUUGAGCGAAAGCCCCCCCGAGGUGCAUCAAUCGACCGGCGGCCUUCUCAUGCAACACUUGAAUAUGUCCCAUUUGGUUUGUUUUUGUUUUUCUAAAGCUAAGAACUCUUUGUUGUUAUGUGCAAUACCCUUUGUACUGUUUGUAGAAAAGACGAAAAGAAGAAAAAAAGCAUAAAUCUUUACUGCAGAAUUAUUUUCAUUGCAUUGUGAUUCACAAAAGAAAUCAUUUUCUACUGUGUAUUGACCUGCUCUACCUGCUAGUACCUUCCAGUAGUAUGUAGCCUUUGUACUGAGAAAUUUUUCAUUAUUUUUUAGAACAUUUUGCUAAAACAAAAAAAACACAAGACUAACAUAUUUACAUAUUUUUAUUUCAUAUUUGCUUUAUUUCCCAACCUUGUCGGGGAAACUUUCAUAUUCGGUCAAUGUCUUUCAUAAUAUUAUUUUGUAUUUUUACUUGGAGUAAAUUCAUUUUAUGAAGAUAAUUCUUUCAAAUUGAUUUUAUAUUUUCACUUUUAUUUUUGAAGCUGGAAAAAAAAUAUCUAAUAAUGUUACUUAAGUGUCUGACUGCUUAGCUUUGUGUGUUAACGGGCUUAUCAGUGUGGAAAAUAAUAUACAGUAACUACACAAACAACAGAUUGGGGCUUGAUGAUGUUAAAAGUGAUCUGCAAUGUAAAAAAUAAAUCUAAUAAAAACAACUGACAGGAGCAUAUCCACAA